This is a messenger RNA of Mesitornis unicolor (brown roatelo), 3335 nucleotides long. RefSeq names its product zinc finger homeobox protein 3-like. Gene Ontology annotation, molecular function: zinc ion binding; RNA polymerase II cis-regulatory region sequence-specific DNA binding; DNA-binding transcription factor activity, RNA polymerase II-specific. The record is from RefSeq and is a predicted model, not a curated record. Gene Ontology annotation, biological process: brain development; regulation of neuron differentiation; regulation of transcription by RNA polymerase II. Gene Ontology annotation, cellular component: nucleus. Lineage: Eukaryota; Metazoa; Chordata; Aves; Mesitornithiformes; Mesitornithidae. The annotation marks the transcript as partial. The transcript is spliced from 10 exons.
AUGCGGUUAGGCGGCGGGCAGCUGGUGUCUGAGGAGCUGAUGAACCUGGGCGAGAGCUUCACGCAGACCAACGACCCCUCGCUGAAGCUGUUCCAGUGCGCGGUGUGCAACAAGUUCACGACAGACAACCUGGACAUGCUGGGCCUCCACAUGAACGUGGAGCGCAGCCUCCCCGAGGACGAGUGGAAGGCGGUGAUGGGGGACUCGUACCAGUGCAAGCUGUGCCGCUACAACACGCAGCUGAAGGCCAACUUCCAGCUGCACUGCAAGACGGACAAGCACGUGCAGAAGUACCAGCUGGUGGCUCACAUCAAGGAGGGCGGCAAGGCCAACGAGUGGAGGCUGAAGUGCGUGGCCAUCGGGAACCCGGUGCACCUGAAGUGCAACGCGUGCGACUACUACACCAACAGCCUGGAGAAGCUGCGUCUCCACACGGUGAACUCGAGGCACGAGGCCAGCCUGAAGCUCUACAAGCACCUGCAGCAUCACGAGAGCGGGGUCGAGGGGGAAAGCUGCUACUACCACUGCGUGCUCUGUAACUACUCCACCAAGGCCAAGCUGAACCUCAUCCAGCACGUGCGCUCCAUGAAGCACCAGCGCAGCGAGAGCCUCCGCAAGCUGCAGCGCCUCCAGAAGGGGCUCCCUGAGGAGGAGGAAGACCUGGGGCAGAUCUUCACCAUCCGCAAGUGCCCGGCGGCUGAGGCUGAAGAAUCCAUUGAAGAUGUGGAAGGGCCCAAUGAAACGGCCGGUGAUGCUGAAGAGCCUGCCAAGGAGCAAGACAGCGGAGGGGACAAGGACCAGACCAGCCAGGCAGAGAAGGAGCUGGCAGAGCCUCCAGCAUCCUCCAAACGAAUAUCAUUUCCCAGCAGCUCUGAGUCGCCUCUCUCCUUUAAAUGGUCAAAAACUUCGGAGGAGACCAAAUCAGAGCAGAUGUAUCAGUGUCCCUACUGCAAGUACAGCAACACGGACGUGAACCGGCUGCGGGUGCACGCCAUGACGCAGCACUCGGUGCAGCCCAUGCUGCGCUGCCCGCUGUGCCAGGACAUGCUGAACAACAAGAUCCACCUGCAGCUGCACCUCACCCACCUGCACAGCGUCUCACCGGACUGCGUCGAGAAGCUCAUCAUGACGGUGACGACCCCGGAGGUGAUGAUGCCCAGCAGCAUGUUCCUCCCGGCAGCUGCCCCAGAGAAGGACGGGACUUCGGCCACAGAGGAGCUGGGGAAGCAGCCUGAGGUCUCCGAGGACUCGGCCAAGAGCCUUUUGCCCCCGGACGGUGCCGAGCACAGCGCAGACCCCAAGCCGCAGCCGGACCAGACCUGUGCUCGGGAGGACGCGGGGUUCCUGUGCUGGAAGAAGGGCUGCAGCCAGGCCUUCAAGAGCUCGGCAGCCUUGCAGACGCACUUCAACGACGUCCACGCCAAGCGGCCGCAGCUGCCCGUGUCUGACCGCCACGUCUACAAGUACCGCUGCAACCAGUGCAGCCUGGCCUUCAAAACCAUCGAGAAGCUGCAGCUGCACUCCCAGUACCACGUCAUCCGCGCUGCCACCAUGUGCUGCCUCUGCCAGCGCAGCUUCCGCACCUUCCAGGCCCUGAAGAAGCACCUGGAGACCAGCCACCUGGAGCUGAGCGAGGCAGACAUCCAGCAGCUCUACGGGGGGCUCCUAGUCAACGGGGACCUCCUCGCCAUGGGCGACCCUUCGCUCGCUGAAGACCACACUAUCAUAGUGGAGGAAGACAAGGAGGAGGAGAGCGACCUGGAGGAUAAGCAGAGCCCGACUGGGAGCGACUCAGGGUCGGUGCAAGAGGACUCUGGCUCCGAACCGAAAAGGGCCUUGCCCUUCAGGAAGGGCCCGAACUUCACGAUGGAGAAAUUCCUGGAUCCGUCUCGCCCGUACAAGUGCACGGUGUGCAAGGAGUCAUUCACGCAGAAGAACAUUCUCCUGGUCCAUUACAAUUCCGUUUCCCAUCUGCAUAAACUGAAAAGAGCCCUCCAAGAGUCUGCUACCGGGCAGCCCGAACCCACCAGCAGCCCAGACAACAAACCCUUCAAGUGCAACACCUGCAACGUGGCCUACAGCCAGAGCUCAACGCUGGAGAUCCACAUGAGGUCUGUCCUGCACCAGACCAAGGCUCGCGCAGCCAAGCUGGAGGCGGCGGGGGGCAGCGGCAGCAGCAACGGCGCUGGGAACAGCAGCAGCACCUUCACAACCACCAACCCCAGUAACUCGGGCACGGCUCCCAUCCCCAGCCUGCUCAGCCAGGUGUCGACUGACAGCGUGGCCGUCCCCAGCCUGGGUAACCCUGUCAGCGCUAACGUCGCUAACGUGUCCCCAUCGGAGCCCAAGGAGGUGAACCGCAAGAAGCUGGCAGACAUGAUCGCGUCCCGGCAGCAGCAGCAGCAGCAGCAGCAACAGCAGCAGCCGCAAGCACAANNNCAGCAGCAGGCCCAGACGCUGGCGCAGGCGCAGGCCCAGGUGCAGGCCCACCUGCAGCAGGAACUGCAGCAGCAGGCUGCGCUCCUGCAGUCGCAGCUCUUCAACCCAGCACUUUUGCCGCACUUUCCGAUGACCACCGAGACCCUUCUGCAGCUCCAGCAGCAGCAGCAUCUGCUGUUCCCUUUCUACAUCCCCAGUGCCGAGUUCCAGCUCAACCCAGAGGUCAGCCUGCCCGUCACCAGCGGUGCACUGACCCUGACCGGCACAGGGCCCAGUUUGCUGGAGGACCUGAAGGCUCAGGUGCAGCUCCCUCAGCAGAGCCACCCGCAGCUCCUGCAGCAGCAGCAAGGUCAGCUGUCCCUGUCACAACCCCACUCCGUCCUUAUACAGCAGAGCCAGCACCCCGAGAAGAAGAAUAAAUCUGUAGUGAAGGAGAAAGAAAAGGAAACCCCCCGGGAAAGGGAAGGUGCAGAGAGGGGAGACAGUAAUGUUGUGUCUAAGGAGUCUCUGCCCGAUAACUUAAAGCCCAAAGAGAAGAAGGACUUUGUAGCAGGCAGCAGCUCGGAGCCCUCCUUGCUGCCUCCACGCAUCGCCUCCGACGCGAGAGGGAACGCCACCAAAGCCUUGCUGGAAAACUUUGGCUUUGAGCUUGUCAUCCAGUAUAACGAGAACAAGCAGAAGGUGCAGAAGAAGAACGGGAAGACCGAGCAAGGUGAGAACUUGGAAAAGCUCGAGUGCGAUACCUGCGGCAAGUUCUUCUCUAACAUCCUCAUCCUGAAGAGCCACCAAGAGCACGUGCACCAACAUUACUUCCCCUUCAAGCAGUUGGAGAGGUUUGCCAAGCAGUACAGAGAGCACUAUGACAAACUGUACCCGCUGCGGCCCCAGACCCCGGA